GACUCUCUUCUCUUUUUCUUCUUCUUUUUCGUUUUCGGACGAAAGGCAAAAUGUAUCGAUCUUUGUGGUGUAAAUUGGGAGUUAAUCUGAAGAGAACGGCUGCCAUCAUCAAUGGAGUAUCUUCUUCUUCGUCAUCAACAGCUAAGUAUUUUCUAUUCAGAAUACAAGAUCCAAAUGUUGUAAUUUCAAAAUCUAGGGUUACUUCCAUCUUUUAUUCCUUCUCUACUACUACCACUAGUGAUGGUAAUCUUACUUCCGAUUCUUCCUCAUUUGUGGUUUCCUAUCUUAUAAAUUCAUGUGGAUUGUCUGAAAAUCAAGCUAUUACUGCUUCUGAAAAACUCAAUUUCAUGACCACUUCUAAUCCCGAUUCAGUCUUAACUUUACUUAGAACUUACGGAUUUACUGAAUCCCACGUUUCUAAACUAAUCCCUAAAUACCCAGCCAUCCUCUCAUACAAACCAGAUAAGACCCUUAAACCAAAAUUAGAUUUUUUCAAAUCCAUAGGGCUUUGUGGACUUGAUCUUGCCAACUUAAUAUCAGAUGACCCAAAGAUCCUCAUGCAGAGCUUUAAUAAAGGAAUUAUCCCUUCCUUUGAUAUCAUUAAGAGCAUUGUUCACUCUGACCAAAACGUCAUUAAAAUGAUUACACGAAAUUAUUGGAUUCUCAGUCAAACCCAUGUUAAAAGGUUGAUGCUCAACCUAGAGCUUUUGAGAAAUGAAGGUGUAUCUGAAUCUAAAAUAUCAAAGUAUUUAAUCCGCCAACCAAGAGCAUUUGCGCAAGAUACCAAUAGAUUUAAAGAGAUUGUAGAGAAGGUUAAAGAACUGGGUUUUGAUCAUUCACAAGCCACAUUUCUCAGAGCUAUACAAACAUUGACAUCAUUGAGUGAAGUCAACUGGAAAAAAAAAGAGGAUGUUUACAAGAGAUGGGGUUGGUCUGAGGAUCAAAUUCAAGCAGCAUUUAGGAAAAAUCCUUAUUGUAUGACGGUCUCUGAAAAAAAGAUUAUGGCGGUUAUGAAUUUUCUUGUGAACGAAAUGGGUUAUAAUUCAUUAAGUAUUUCCAGAACCCCAAUAGUUUUUGGCUAUAGCCUGAAGGACAGGAUUAUCCCAAGGUGUUCAGUCAUCAGGAUUUUAGUCUCCAAGGGUCUGAUUCAGGAAAAAAAUUGUAUUAAUUCACUUUCAACCAUGGUAGACAAGUCUUUUCUGGAGAAAUUUGUCAAGAAGUACGAGGAAGAAGUUCCUGAAAUAAUGAAGGUGUUCCUAUCCCAGCUUAAAUACCAAGACUUACUUCAGAGGUGAAGGGGAUCUGAUGAGAUGAAUGUGUGGGUACAGGUACGUAGAUUAUUUGAAUUCACAUGUUUCAGUGUACACAGUGUGACAAAGUAGUUGUUUUAUUCUUUAUUAUCACUAUGUUAAUCUACAAGACUGCAACUACUGUAUGGGAUGUAUGAAUUUUGGUUUCACCACCGAAAUUGUAUGUUUUGAACAUGAUAUGCAUGUUUAGUUGUUUGGUAAGGAAGUUUAUCUUCUAAUGUGGACUGGGAUGAAGUUGCGUUGGCAAGAUUCAAGUUGGUUGCUUGUCGUAUUAGUUCUCUGUCACAGGCCAAAGAGAUGUUCUGCUAUUUUCCAGAGCAGGAAGGUGAAAAUCUAUGCUUUAAAGUUAGUUUAAUCCUAUGAGCUAUUAUUGUUAAAUCAAGAUCUUGGAACAUUCUUCGUUUGUCCUUCUUGAGAUUAUAAACUGAUUUGGUCAAUUUUGCUGUCACAUACUCUUCAAAUGAUUUACAUAGUUGAAGCUUGAACUUUUAGUUUAAUCCGUUCCAUCCUUGAAACAGGCGGUCAGGAUACUCGGGAAAUCCAACUCUUACUCUUGUUUCUUUUCUUCAUCCUGCUUUGGGUCUGUUCAUAUGCUUAUGUCUCAUGCUCUAUUCUGUCAUCCGGCUCUCUGUUGGUACAUGCUUGGGUUUGUGCAAGUUUUCUUCCACAUGUGAAAUGUGGCUGUCAUGGUUUCAGCAUUUCACCAUGUCAUACAUCAUCUAAUUUAUUACCAAAUCUGUUUCUUGUGUGAUUCAUACAUUUUAGUUUUACCCUACAAGCUCUUGAUCCGUACUAUGCACAAGGAAUAAUUUGGAUUCUAUACAGGUCAUGCAUCAUCUGAUCUAUAAGCAAAUAUGUUGCUUGUUUGAUGCAUAGUGUUCAGUUUGACAUUGCAAGCUCUUGGGUCUUGGCCAAUGCUACACAAGAAUGGGAUUUCACUUCUCAGAGUAGAUUUGUAGGCUUAGGGACUUGGUUAUCACAUUUCGGUUAUCACAAUCCUUGGGCAUUCCUUUCCGGUUGAUUCGUGGUCGACAGUCACCAUAUUUUCAUUUGUUUUGUUUUUGUGAUUGAUAGAAGUAGUGUUCAAAAGACAUGAUUUAGUGACAGGAUGUGAGUGACAUGGGUUGACCAUUAUACAAGAAAUUGUUGAAGUUGACUGUGAGAACUUCACGUCUCAUGGUAUGUCUGCUACCACACUUUCUCUACAAAGGAAUGCACGUUAUUUAGUUCUUAUUGUGGAUAUUUUGGCUUAACCUAUCAGUGCUGUCUGUCUCGUGAAAAUAGAAUUAAGAAAGAGUAUUCUUGAAUUACGAUUUUAUGUGCUGUAGGUUAAUUAUUUCGUUUCGAUGAUAAUUGAAGCUCUGAUUUCCUUUUUCUUUUCUCGUUUUUGCUUUCCCGAGAACUCUAGUCUAUGAGAUAAUGCAAGAUCCAUAACUGUUUCAUGUUUUUGUAACAAUUUUCUUGGGACUUCCUUCCAAAGCCUAAGCCAAGCUCAAAAGGAGCAGCAAGAUUCUAAAACCAAGUGCUAUGUCAGGUCUCAGCAUUCGAACAUUAUAUCUGACGGUGGGAUGGACCCAUUACUUCCAGUGGAGGAGAACCCUCUCAAUAGCCCAAAAUCCGCAAGAAGUUAUGGUGACAAACAUUUAGAGAUCAUCAACUUCCGACAUGAGAAUUGGGCUUGGUCAGAAUCUACCAUGGUCUCUAUAUUCGGGUGUUUGUAUAUGUGUCAUUUUCCAGGUCUAAGUAACCCUCGGCUUUGAUUCCCUCUCAUUAGUCAUUUCCUGUACCUCAUUUUCGAGGCAUGGAAGUCGGUUUGAGCUUGGUCUAUCUGCUCGGUGGAUAUUGUUCUUUCUCUGCUAUUGCUUUAACUCCAUACAGAGAUCCUUCACUCCAAGUCCAUGACUAUAGUUGAAAUCAUGUUUACUGCUUUUGAGAGUAAUAGAGAAAAGGAGCAGAGAAAUGGGAGAGGUUCAUUUAACCUACAGCAGGAAACAUUCUGACAGACAUUAACAAACUCCUUAUCAGAAGCUAUACACAUACCGGAAACUUUGAUGGGUACCAGCUCUGUUGCACAUUUUUCUAUGUAUUUUCUGAUAUACUGGUAAUUGGCAGUAUUUUGGGUGAGAGAUCUUUUUCAACCGAGAGACAAGGGGUUCUGACGACGAUUAAGCUAAUUGUUACUUUUGUUUGUACGGUUGUUAUUGCACAAUUUGUUGAUUUUACUGGACAGAGAGUACUUGUAAUCAUCUCCAGUAUAAAAGGUUUUGAUUCUGAGCUCUUUUGUACUUUAAUCCAGGCAUUGAAACUGUACAAGCUUCUCCAGAGAUCUUUUCAAACUUUGCAUCUCAAUUACUUCAAACUUUGCAUCUCAAUUAUUUGAAACUUCACUAAAAGCAGCCCCUGCUGCACUGAACCGCGUGACACAGCCCCGGCCGUGCAACCGCAACCCCAUCCCUUGUAACAUCUGUUUUUUCUUUCCAUAGUGCCGAAAAAACGGACUAAAUACGAAACGGCCCCUUGAUUUUCAGAAGCUGUAAAUUCUAGGGUUUUCACUUUUCAUACUUAAUUCGGUCUGGCCUCUCUUAGUUCUUCUUUUUCCCGGUGAAAGGGCGAAAUGUUUCGAUCUCUGUUUUACAAAUUGGGUGUAACUCUGAAAAGGAAGCUCAUCAAUGGAGAAUCAUCUUCUUCUUCAUCAUUUGCAUCAACAGCUAAGUAUUAUCUUUUUACAUCACCAAAUCAAAAUGUUCUAAUUAAGAAUCCUAGGGUUACUUCCACUUUGUCUUCCUUCUCUACUGCCGCUUCUAGUAAUAGUAAUAUUACUUCUGCUUCUGAUUAUUCGUUUGUAGUUUCUUAUCUGAUAAAUUCAUGUGGAUUAUCACGAACCGAAGCUAUUACUGCUUCUAGAAAACUCAAUUUCAAAACCAGAAAGACUCCUGAUACAGUCUUAGUUUUUCUGAAAGCAUAUGGAUUCACUGAACUUCACAUUUCUAAACUAAUCAAUAAGUAUCCAUCCAUCCUCUUGUCCAAUCCUAAUGAAACCCUUGAACCCACACUAGAUUUCUUCAAAUCAAAAGGGCUUUCUGAAAUUGACCUUGCCAAUUUCAUCUCAAGUUUCCCAGGAAUACUGAAGAGAGACUUAAAUCAAAAGAUAAUUCCUUCAUUUGAUACACUUAAGAGUGUUGUUCAGUCGGAUGAAAACGUUGUUAAAAUGAUUAAACGAGAUGCUUUGAUUAUCAGUGCAGAUCGAGUUAAAAAAGUGAUGGUCAAUGUAGAGCUUUUCAGAAAUGAAGGUGUCCCUGAAGCUAUUAUUUCUGAGUAUCUAAUUUUACAUCCAACAUCAUUUACGGCCGAUAGAUUUGUUGAGAUCUUAAGAAAGGUUAAAGGAAUGGGUUUUGGUCAUUUAAAGGAAUGGGUUUUGUUAGAGAGGACAUUUCUUAAAGCUGUUCAUAUGCUGACAAUAAUGAGCGAAGCCAGUUGGAGAAACAAAAUGGAUGUUUACAAGAGAUGUGGGGGUUGGACUGAGGAUCAAAUGCAAUCAGCGUUAAGGAAGGAUCCUGGUUGUAUGAAGGCCUCUGAGAAGAAGAUUAUGGCGGUUAUGGAUUUUCUUGUGAAUGAGAUGAGUUAUGAUUCAUCUAUUGUUGCUGAAAACCCAGUAGUUUUUUGCUGUAGCCUGGAGGAUAAGAUUAUCCCAAGGUGUUCUGUUAUCAGGGUUUUAGUCUCCAGGGGUUUCAUUAAAGAAAACAUUUCUUUAGGUACACUUGCUACCUUGGUAGAUGAGUCUUUUAUGGAGAAAUUUGUGAACAAAUAUGAGCAAGAGGUUCCUGGACUAAUGAAGGUAUUCGAAGGGAAGUUGAAUUACCAAAAGCUAUUGCAGAAGUGAAGGAAUUGCUAAUAUUGGGUAGCGAGAAUCGGGCUUUUGGUCAGAAUCCACCUUGGUUUUGGGAUUCGGGUGUUUGUAUAUGCAUCCUUUUCCACGGUCUAAUUAACCCCUGGAUUUGACUCCCUCUCAUUUCCCGUACCUGGUUUUCGAGGCAGGGAAGUUGGUUUAAGCUUCCUCUAUCUGCUCGGCAGAUAUUGUUCUUUUCUCUCUGCUCUUGCCUUAACUCCAUAGAGAUUCUUUUACUCGUCUAUACUUGGAAUCAUAUCAACUGCUUCUGAGAAUAAUAGAGAGAAAUAGCAGAGAAAAGGGAGAGGUUCAUAUAACCUCCAGCAGGGAACAUUUUGACAGACAUUAGCAAACUCUUUACAGAAGCUGUACAUUUUUUUCUUUCAGGUUAUGUAUUUUAAAAUAUAGUGAUAAUUGGCAUCAUGAUUUAGCAAUUUUUUGAGAGAUCUCAUAAACCAAGCGACGAGAUUGAAGUAGAAAGAGACGAGGGCUUCUGACAAUGAUUAAGCUAAUUGUUUCUGUCAGGGUUUGUGUAUGUUACUUUUGUUUAUUUCGUUAUUAUUGCCCAACUCGUCGAACCAGCCACUGCGCAGAUUAUUCGUAAUCAUCUUCAAUAUAGAUGUUUGCUUCG
Messenger RNA from Papaver somniferum (opium poppy), 5827 nucleotides. RefSeq lists its product as uncharacterized. Bases 3925 to 5190 code for a protein of 421 amino acids. Gene Ontology annotation, cellular component: chloroplast. The transcript is spliced from 3 exons. Lineage: Eukaryota; Viridiplantae; Streptophyta; Magnoliopsida; Ranunculales; Papaveraceae. Gene Ontology annotation, biological process: chloroplast organization; regulation of DNA-templated transcription. Gene Ontology annotation, molecular function: double-stranded DNA binding. The record is from RefSeq and is a predicted model, not a curated record.